Euleptes europaea (tarantolino) is the source of this 2401-nucleotide messenger RNA. RefSeq names its product G protein-coupled receptor kinase 2 (gene GRK2). Gene Ontology annotation, molecular function: G protein-coupled receptor binding; G protein-coupled receptor kinase activity; ATP binding. NCBI's taxonomy places the organism in Eukaryota, Metazoa, Chordata, Lepidosauria, Squamata, Sphaerodactylidae. Gene Ontology annotation, biological process: G protein-coupled receptor signaling pathway; protein phosphorylation; regulation of signal transduction. The coding region runs from base 1 to 2076 and encodes 691 amino acids. The record is from RefSeq and is a predicted model, not a curated record. The transcript is spliced from 21 exons.
AUGGCCGACCUGGAGGCGGUGCUCGCCGACGUGAGCUACCUGAUGGCGAUGGAGAAGAGCAAGUCCACCCCGGCGGCCAGGGCGAGCAAGAAGAUCGCGCUGCCCGAGCCGAGCAUCCGCAGUGUUAUGCAGAAAUACUUGGAAGACCGGGGUGAGGUGACCUUUGACAAGAUAUUUUCUCAGAAGAUUGGGUACUUGCUAUUCCGAGACUUCUGCCUAAAUCAGAUGGAGGAGGCCAAGCCACUGGUAGAAUUCUAUGAAGAGAUCAAGAAGUAUGAGAAGCUGGAUUCUGAGGAGGAACGUGCGAUUAAGAGCCGCCAGAUCUUUGACACAUAUAUCAUGAAGGAGCUGCUGUCGUGCUCUCAUCCAUUCUCCAAGACUGCCACAGAGUAUGUGCAGAGCCGCCUCAGCAAGAAGCAAGUACCACCUGAUCUCUUUCAGCCGUACAUUGAAGAGAUUUGUCAGUGCCUGCGUGGGGAUAUCUUCCAGAGAUACUUUGAGAGUGACAAGUUCACACGGUUCUGUCAGUGGAAGAAUGUAGAGCUGAACAUCCAUCUGACCAUGAAUGACUUCAGCGUCCACCGCAUCAUCGGGCGUGGUGGCUUUGGCGAGGUCUACGGCUGCCGGAAAGCAGACACCGGCAAAAUGUAUGCUAUGAAGUGUCUGGAUAAGAAGAGAAUUAAGAUGAAACAGGGGGAGACACUGGCCCUGAAUGAACGCAUCAUGCUGUCGCUUGUCAGCACCGGGGAUUGUCCCUUCAUCGUGUGCAUGUCGUAUGCCUUCCAAACACCUGACAAGCUCAGCUUCAUCCUGGACCUCAUGAAUGGGGGUGACCUACAUUACCACCUGUCCCAGCAUGGGGUCUUCUCUGAGGCUGAGAUGCGUUUCUACGCAGCAGAGAUCAUUCUGGGGCUGGAACAUAUGCACAACCGCUUUGUGGUGUAUCGUGACCUCAAGCCAGCCAAUAUCUUGCUGGAUGAGUUUGGCCAUGUCCGUAUCUCAGACCUGGGUCUUGCCUGUGAUUUCUCCAAGAAGAAACCUCAUGCCAGCGUGGGCACGCAUGGAUACAUGGCACCAGAGGUUCUGCAGAAAGGCGUGGCCUAUGAUAGCAGUGCUGACUGGUUCUCUCUAGGCUGCAUGCUCUUCAAACUACUGAGGGGACACAGUCCCUUUCGGCAACACAAGACUAAAGACAAACAUGAGAUUGACCGCAUGACGCUCACCAUGGCUGUGGAGCUGCCAGACUCCUUUUCACCUGAGCUGCGCUCACUGUUGGAGGGGCUACUUCAGAGAGAUGUCAAUCGUCGCCUGGGUUGUAUGGGCCAUGGGGCAACUGAGGUGAAGGAAAGCCCUUUCUUCCAGGGCCUGGACUGGCAGAUGGUUUUUCUCCAGAAGUACCCACCACCCUUGAUCCCACCACGUGGGGAAGUGAAUGCAGCUGAUGCUUUUGACAUUGGUUCCUUUGACGAAGAGGACACAAAAGGAAUCAAGCUACUGGAUAGUGACCAGGAGCUCUAUCGUAACUUCCCCCUCACCAUUUCGGAGCGCUGGCAGCAGGAGGUGACAGAGACCGUUUUUGACACAGUCAAUGCAGAGACUGACAAGCUCGAAGCCCGCAAAAGAGCAAAGAACAAGCAGCUGGGCCACGAGGAAGAUUAUGCCCUAGGCAAAGACUGCAUCAUGCAUGGCUACAUGUCAAAACUGGGGAACCCUUUCCUUACUCAGUGGCAGAGGAGAUACUUCUACCUCUUCCCAAACCGGUUGGAGUGGCGUGGAGAAGGAGAGUCCCCGCAAUCUUUACUCACCAUGGAAGAGAUCCAGUCAGUAGAGGAGACACAGAUAAAGGAUAGAAAGUGUAUCCUGCUGAAGAUCCGGGGAGGCAAGCAGUUUGUCCUGCAGUGUGACAGUGAUCCUGAGCUGGUGCAGUGGAAGAAGGAGCUGCGCGAUGCCUACCAGGAAGCCCAGCAGCUGCUGCAGAGGGUGCCUAAGAUGAAACACAAGCCACGCUCUCCUGUGGUGGAGCUGAGCAAGGUUCCACUCAUCCAGCGCAGCAGCAGCAGCACCAACGGCCUCUGACCUUCCUCCACUUUCCCUCCCAUCCUUAAUUUAUUUGGCUGGGUUUGUCCACCAUCCCCAUCCUCUCUCCUGUCUCUCUUGCUGAUUGUUGUGAUGUCCACCCCAGCCCUCUGGGGUAUUGUAGUGAGGGGGUGGGGGCAUCCAAAAAAAUUGGGACAAGCUUCUCCAUAUCUCUCGCUUUCCCCAAAGCACAUGGGGAUUUAUACCCAUUUCAAGGGGAAGGAGCCCAGUUGGAAAGGUUGGUACAAGUCAACACAUCCCUCACUAAGGAAGGCUGGGAUUUAAGGCCUUGCAUUUAAAUAGGACCAAUGGAGGAGAAUGUUCU